GCAACCGGUGUUUUUUUUUGCUGCAAGCCAGAGAUAGUCAGUCUUCCAGAUUUCUUAGCGGUUGCCUAAUCAAUUGUUUCUGAUUUAACACAAAACCACUCAACAUGAUUAAGAACGUUGUCUCCCUGGUGACUGGUGGCGCCUCCGGCCUGGGCCGUGCCACAGCCGAACGUUUGGCCAAGCAGGGCGCCAGCGUUGUGCUCGCCGAUCUGCCAUCGUCCAAGGGCAACGAUGUGGCCAAGGAGCUGGGCGACAAGGUGGUCUUUGUGCCGGUCGAUGUGACCUCCGAGCAGGAUGUGAGCGCCGCUCUCCAAACGGCCAAGGACAAGUUCGGACGUCUCGAUUUGACGGUCAACUGUGCGGGCACAGCAACCGCCGUAAAGACGUACAAUUUCAAUAAGAACGUGGCCCACAAACUGGAAGAUUUCCAGCGCGUGAUCAACAUCAACACGGUGGGCACGUUCAAUGUGAUUCGUCUGUCCGCCGGCCUGAUGGGCAGCAAUGCGCCCAACCAGGAUGGCCAGCGUGGCGUCAUUGUGAACACCGCCUCGGUGGCCGCUUUUGAUGGACAGAUUGGCCAGGCCGCCUAUUCGGCAUCGAAGGCUGCCGUUGUGGGCAUGACCUUGCCCAUUGCCCGCGAUCUGAGCACCCAGGGCAUACGCAUCUGUACGAUUGCGCCGGGUCUGUUCAAUACGCCCAUGUUGGCUGCGCUGCCGGAGAAGGUGCGCACAUUUUUGGCCAAGUCGAUACCGUUCCCACAGCGUCUGGGCGAGCCCAGCGAGUACGCCCAGCUGGUGCAGGCCAUCUAUGAGAAUCCGUUGCUCAACGGCGAGGUCAUCCGCCUGGACGGUGCCCUGCGCAUGAUGCCUUAAACGGAACAUGGGUUGCACUCGAGAUCAGUUUUGCAUUUAACGGAGCGCUUGCUAUGUGUGUGUUUUAUCCUCUUUCUCUCUAGUACAUAGGCUCAAAGUUUUUGUUUUUGCAUUCAUUUUGUAAUUGUAUAGAAUAAAAAUGCUGGGAUUUGAAU
Molecule: messenger RNA, 1027 nt
Organism: Drosophila novamexicana
Lineage: Eukaryota; Metazoa; Arthropoda; Insecta; Diptera; Drosophilidae
Gene: scu
Product: 3-hydroxyacyl-CoA dehydrogenase type-2
Exons: 2
Coding region: 105-872 (255 amino acids)
Biological process (GO): fatty acid metabolic process; estrogen metabolic process; androgen metabolic process
Cellular component (GO): mitochondrion
Molecular function (GO): estradiol 17-beta-dehydrogenase [NAD(P)+] activity
Source: RefSeq, a predicted model, not a curated record